UCCCGAAGAGGAGAUCUAGAAAUCCUUGGCUACUGUAUGCUGCAGUGGAUGUGUGGGAGUCUACCCUGGCAACACAACCUGAGGAACCCCGAGGCUGUUCAGGCUGCAAAAAACAAGAUGCUGGAUGAACUCCCAGAUUCAGUGACACAGUGGGCCCCUUCAGGAACUGACUGUGGAGAAAUAGCCAGGUUUUUGAAAAAUGUAUCCGGCUUGGCCUACGAUGAAAAACCCGAGUAUGAAACAUUGAAAAAAAUCCUUUUGAGCGGCCUGGAACAGAAAAGACCCUGUUACAACGGCGUGAUGGAUUUGACCACCACUAAAAGCAUACGAGGGGGAUGUGCUGGUAAUCCCAGGAAGGCGGAUUUGCCAAAGCCAGCAGCAAAGCAAGUAAAAGAAAUGAAGGAGAGCAGGUUGGAAAACAAGGAACUCGCUUAUCGUAGAAAAGCCGCUGUGGGAAUGAAAAGCGGCCAAGUACAAGAGAAACAGAUGCUGGCUGGAGUGAACAAGCCUCUUCAGAUUGAAGUGGAAAACACAGAACCACCAUACAGUACUUAUCCCUACAAGUCCUUCCAGAAAACUGAAGACAAAUGCAUAGAAAAUGGAGUUACAUUUCCACCAGUCUGCCAGCCCGAACGCCUUCAAAAGUUGACUAGCCCCACAGCAUGCAGGAAUUCAGAGCCAGGACUACAUGAAACAUUGUACCAAUAUGUCAUAGCCAUUAUUAUCCUUGUCUUCUUAAUAUUUCUUGCCUUGUAUUUCCUUUGAUAUCUUCAGGAAUGUGCAUUUCUAGUCUUUAGUUAUAUGCAUAUACAUUGUGAGAAAUUCCGUUUCAGACUUCCUUCAUAGACAUUUUCAGUGUGAUCUGCUGCAAAAAAAAUUCAAAUCAAAGGUGAAUUGUUUGAAACUGAAAUGUAAUAAACUUUUUGCACUUAGCCCA
Molecule: messenger RNA, 937 nt
Organism: Pogona vitticeps (central bearded dragon)
Lineage: Eukaryota; Metazoa; Chordata; Lepidosauria; Squamata; Agamidae
Source: RefSeq, a predicted model, not a curated record